This is a messenger RNA of Contarinia nasturtii (swede midge), 1136 nucleotides long. RefSeq names its product kelch-like protein 9. The record is from RefSeq and is a predicted model, not a curated record. NCBI's taxonomy places the organism in Eukaryota, Metazoa, Arthropoda, Insecta, Diptera, Cecidomyiidae. Gene Ontology annotation, molecular function: protein binding. The coding region runs from base 207 to 1136 and encodes 309 amino acids. The transcript is spliced from 4 exons.
GUUUUGACACAUAUAUACAGAAGAUCGCCGGCCCAAUAAAAGAUUGCCAAGUCUAUCAACAAGUACCGUUUCGAUCGAAAAACCAUUGGAAAAAAUACCACAAAGUGACAUCCGACAGAAUAGCCCUUCAUGUUACAAAUUAUUGCUUCCAACUGAAAUCAUUCGAAAAUCGUGUGUUGUUAAAUCUUGUCAUAGCGCCUUUUAGUAUGUCAAAUACCGUUAACAAAUACGCGAGUAAAGUUUACUCAAAAAUUGGCGAAGAACUCUAUUUGACCGAUGAAUUGGCCGAUGUUCGCUUUGUUUUUAAGAUGGCCGAUGGACAAUAUGAACGCAUCCCGGCACAUAAACUACUAUUGAAAAGCGUCAGCGAUGUAUUCCGCACAAUGUUCAAUGAAACAUGGAAAGAAAAGGAGGAAGUUGACAUAAUUGAUGCUUCUGCCGUCGAAUUUAAAGAAUUUUUACAAUUUUUCUAUUUGGAACAAUUGAAAUUGACCACAAAAAAUGUUGCCAAAGUCAUGUAUCUUGGUGAUAAAUACAAUGUGGCUGGCUGCUUGGACAUAUGCGAACAAUUUUUGAUCAAUUCACUGAGCGACGACAACCUUUUCCAGAAUUAUGAGCUCAGCAUUUUUUUCAAUCAAAACAAAUUGAAGAAAUAUUGCGAAACUGUAAUCGCUUUCGAUACAAAAAACGUGUUGGUAUCGGGAAAUUUUAUGGAGUGCGACCGUAAGGUGCUUAGUCACAUUUUAAACAUAGACUCAUUGUCAUGUUCUGAAAGCAAAUUGUUCGAGGCAUGUAUGGGAUGGACAAAAAAUGCAGCAAAUGCAGACAAUUUAACGCGGGAAGCUGUUAAACGACAACUUGGCAAUUUGUUUUACGAAAUUCGUUUUAAAUCUAUGAGUUCACUGCAGUUUGCUAAUAUCACUUCAUUAUAUGGUAAUUUAUUCUCAUCGGACGAAUACAGAGAAAUUGUUCAAUCAACUGCAAUGCCAGACUUCGAGCCAAACAUGUUCAGCAAUAAAUUCAGAACACCACUUGAAAAUCUUCAGUGGAAUGAAAGGGAAGAGAUUAAUUGUAAUCGUUUAUUGUCAUUAGGAUUUGCAGAUAAUCCACAUUAUAUCAAAAGAACUGUCAACUGA